AUGAGCUCCCAGGAAACACCGCAGGCCCGAAGGUUCCCCAUCGAGGCAGGUGACUGUCCCAGCCUGGCCGUGGCUCCAGAGGCUCAGGACCCGGUGGGUGCUGAGCACUCUCCCCACAGGCAGCUGCGGCGAUGCCCCGGGAGCCACUGCCUGACCCUGCCCCACGUCCCCAUUGACGUCUUCAUUGCCAUGGGAGGGAACUGCCGGCCACGCGCCACCUGA
Molecule: messenger RNA, 222 nt
Organism: Oxyura jamaicensis (ruddy duck)
Lineage: Eukaryota; Metazoa; Chordata; Aves; Anseriformes; Anatidae
Gene: FAM229A
Product: family with sequence similarity 229 member A
Exons: 2
Coding region: 1-222 (73 amino acids)
Source: RefSeq, a predicted model, not a curated record